Molecule: messenger RNA, 1512 nt
Organism: Tinamus guttatus (white-throated tinamou)
Lineage: Eukaryota; Metazoa; Chordata; Aves; Tinamiformes; Tinamidae
Source: RefSeq, a predicted model, not a curated record
AUGGGCUUCGGGCCGGAGCUGUGGUGCCCGCAGGGGCACAGCGCGCUGCUGCGGCUGCAGGACAGCGAGCUGCGCCUGCUGGAGCUCAUGAGGAAGUGGAUGUCGCAGCGCGCCAAGAGCGACCGCGAGUACGCGGGGCUGCUGCACCACAUGUUCUCCCAGCUGGAGAAGCAGGAGGGCGCGGGGCCGGCGCGCGCCGGCGAUUAUGGGGCCACCAAGAGGUGUUAUGGGGCCACCACCACCUGUUAUGGGGCCACCAAGAGGUGUUAUGGAGCCACCAAGAGGUGUUAUGGGGCCACCAAGAGGUGUUAUGGGGCCACCACCACCUGUUAUGGAGCCACCACCACCCGUUAUGGGGCCACCACCACCUGUUAUGGAGCCACCACCACCCGUUAUGGGGCCACCACCACCUGUUAUGGAGCCACCACCACCCGUUAUGGGGCCACCACCACCUGUUAUGGAGCCACCACCACCCGUUAUGGGGCCACCACCACCUGUUAUGGAGCCACCACCACCCGUUAUGGGGCCACCACCACCUGUUAUGGAGCCACCACCACCCGUUAUGGGGCCACCACCACCUGUUAUGGAGCCACCACCACCCGUUAUGGGGCCACCACCACCUGUUAUGGAGCCACCAAUGCCACUUAUGGGGCCACCAAGAGGUGUUAUGGAGCCACCACCACCUGUUAUGGGGCCACCAAUGCCACUUAUGGGGCCACCAAGAGGUGUUAUGGAGCCACCAACGGGUGUUACGGGGCCACCACCACCUGUUAUGGGGCCACCAAGAGGUGUUAUGGGGCCACCACCACCAGUUAUGGAGCCACCACCACGUGUUAUGGAGCCACCACCACCUGUUAUGGGGCCACCAGCACCAGUUAUGGGGCCACCAAUGCCACUUAUGGAGCCACCAAAAGGUGUUAUGGAGCCACCACCACCUGUUAUGGGGCCACCAAUGCCACUUAUGGGGCCACCAAGAGGUGUUAUGGAGCCACCAACGGGUGUUACGGGGCCACCACCACCUGUUAUGGGGCCACCAAGAGGUGUUAUGGGGCCACCAGCACCACCUAUGGGGCCACCAACAGGCGUUAUGGAGCCACCAACACCAGUCAUGGCGCCACCACCAGUUAUGGGGCCACCAACACCUGUUAUGUUGUGGGGCUACCAACACUGCUCAUGUUGCCACCGACACCGGUUAUGGGGCCCCCGUGCAUGGUGCCGGAGCUGGUGCAGGGCGGCGACUUCCUGAGCUUCCUGCGCAGCGAGGGGACCCAGCUCAAGGUGAAGGAGCUCAUCAAGAUGACGGAGAACGCAGCCGCCGGCAUGGAGUACCUGGAGAGCAAGCACUGCAUCCACAGGGACCUGGCCGCACGCAACUGCCUAGUGACAGAGAAGAACACGCUGAAGAUCAGCGACUUCGGCAUGUCGCGGGAGGAGGAGGACGGUGUCUACGCCUCCACGGGCGGCAUGAAGCAGAUCCCCGUGAAGUGGACUGCCCCAGAAGCCCUCAACUAC